UCCGAACGAAAAAGACUAAUGACUAUUCCCAUUAAAAUGUCUAAAGGCAGCAGAGUCCUUUUCGACGAGAGUUGGUCGUCGUAUGAUCGUCGUAUGAUCGUACCAUACGCGUCGCCGUUUGGUCGUCCAUAAAACAAGUUUUUUUUAUCAUUGUCGUUAAUGUUCAACAAUCUUCAACAGCAAGUCAGCAAGUGACGGCGGAACGGCACACGAAUCCGAAGCAUUUUUUUUUUCAAAUCCCUAACGAAACAACACGUGCUAAAUAUAAUCUAUAUUAUACAUAGAUAUUAUUAAUUUACAGUAUUUACACGACGCCCGCUCGUAGUAUCUAUUCUCUAUCGGUAAUCAGUAUUAUCACAAUCGCGCUGCUUAAAAUCCAGCGGUUGUAGUGGACGAAAUUUUUUUCUCAAUUAUUAUUUUUUCUCACUGAUAACGAGUGGCUACCAGUCCGCGUGAGAAAGUUAAGAAACUUACUGGAGGGUGCUCUGGUUAUCGUGUCGAUCUGACUGCUACAAAAAUGCGUUGAACCGAAAACGUACCUGAGAUUUUGAUGUGGAGCAGCUAGAACAUUAGGAACAGGAGUAGUUCUCACUUUAUUUGGCGAUUGCGAUGGCGGACAGCGAUACUGAUGACAUCCUGUCGGAAGGUUUCUUGGAACCUGGAGAACUAUUGGACAGUGACGACAAUCAGCCAGUUGACAACAGCACGUCGGCRCGGACCAGCCAGCCGAUCACACAUCUUAACAGACCCAAAUUGAAUAGAAACACGUUCCAAACUGCCACUGCGUCCAAUUCGGAUCAACAGCCCACACAUUCAUUAGACAUCACUGACAAACAAGUCCAGUAUGUUUUAAACAGUCUUGGCAUGAACAAAAACGACAAAGACAUUCAGCUGAAUGCUUUACAUUUGCACGGAGUCGUGGGAAUGACCACUAAAGAUAUAAUCGAUUAUUUUGAUAAAUAUGAUCCUAAAUUUUUGGAAUGGGUAUCAAAUUCUGAAUGUAAUGUUGUAUGGUUAGAUGAUCGAAUGCCUACUAAGGCGUUAUUGGACUUAACUCGACCGAUACGCGAACUUAAACAUAUUACGAAUACAGUUAAUGAUGAAUUAAAYAAUGAACCUGGAGUUUUAAAUGAAAAUCAAAACGAUGACCACAUGGAUCAAGAUGACGUAUUAGUAUCAGAAGAUUAUGUCAGCUGUGUGGGUUAUGAGUUGCCUCCAGGUAUGUGGCGGAAAGCAAUUAAGCCAUAUGAAAAAUCCAAGUGCAUAUUGAUGAGAUAUAGUACUAUAUAUGAUAAACUAGAUGUAAAGAAUAAAAGUGCUGAUGUAGAAGAUGGAGAUUAUGAAUUAUUUUCCCAAGAAAGUCGUAAACGUAAGUUUAUACCAGUAAUCAAUCAUCCUGAUAUUGGAGAUGAAAUGUUGAAAGAUGAUGUUCGGUGGAAAUUGGCCAAAAAUCCAGGAAUCAAUACUUGGACUGCAAUAGCCAAAACUUGGAGCCAAUAUGACAAUGCUAUGGAUAAUGCUAAAUACAAAUCCAAAGUACGCACUCCGUCGCCACCACCACCCACAUCAUCAUCAGGUGCAGCUAGUGAAGACGACGACGACGAUGAUUAUAAUGAUGCUAGGUAUAGAGAGAGCAAAAUACCAAGAAUGCGCAUGUAUGCAGAUGAUGAGACACAAGCUAUUACAAGGAAGCGUCUGAAUUCAAGUUCAAAUUCAAGACAUCAAGUAAAUAUAGCCAAUGACUUGCGAGAACGUCUUAAUGGACGUUUGGUAUCUGCUAAAGUAGCCAAAGCUAUUCGUGCUGCUAAAGCGCAUCAGUAUCUUGAUGAUGAAUCACUUGAAGUAGAUGUUGAAGAUGUAAAUGAUGAGGAAUUCUCUGAUAUUCCAUUUAGCCGUGCAACUCGUCGAGAUAUUCCACGCCGCCAGUAUUUACAUGAAGAUGAUGGUGAUUGCACAAGUGAUGAAGAUGUGUACGAAAAGAGACAUGUGAAGAGUAGGCUUGGGCCUCAUAGAAAACAUGGUCACCGCUAUAAUGCUCGUUCUGUGUCUCCACUCCAGAUACAAAUUAAUAACGAUAAAUAUUAUAAGCGUUUAAAUCGGCGUUAAUAACAUAAUUAAAUAUGGAUAAUGUUUUUGA
Messenger RNA from Diuraphis noxia (Russian wheat aphid), 2137 nucleotides. RefSeq lists its product as uncharacterized. Gene Ontology annotation, molecular function: RNA 7-methylguanosine cap binding; mRNA binding. The record is from RefSeq and is a predicted model, not a curated record. NCBI's taxonomy places the organism in Eukaryota, Metazoa, Arthropoda, Insecta, Hemiptera, Aphididae. Gene Ontology annotation, cellular component: nucleus.